AUGUCGUCCGUAGCCUCAUCAUCAUCGCUGGUAUUCACAACCCACAGACGAGGACAACCACGCAUUGAAAGGAAGACCACCUUCCGUUGUUCUUCUGCCUCUUGGUCUGCGCAGGAGUAUUCGGACGAGAAGAAGCGCUUAAAAAUGCGCGCUUUGUCCGAAGCGCACAAGUCCUUUCUCGGUCGAUGGCAUCGGGAUGCGUCCAAAAACGAAAACGUUUUCGAGUACCUCGAAGCGCACGAUAUGGACGGGAAUCGCUCCACGGCGACGUACGUGCAAGUUUGGGACACAACAACAGAUGAGGCGACGAAUACGUUUUUGGGAGAGGGAGCGUUUACGGUGUGGACGGUUUCGAGCACGGGAACGAGAAGAAAGUUAUCGUACCCUCUGGGCGAAUUCGUGGAAAAGUACGAAGGCGAGAGCAACAUAUUCGGCCCAGGGCCGGGAGAAGUGCACAGAAAAGCCACGUGGGAUAUGAGUUCACGCACGCACGAAGUCACGUCCACAUCUCAACUCGGGUUUGAAUCCACGACGAGAACGACAGAUGAGAGUGGGGAUUGGAUGACGUGCGUUCGGCGGUAUCGGAAGAAGGACGGUAGCGUCGACGUCUCGUGUGUCGAACAUUUCGAACGAACGUCGCUCAAAUCGUUGUAG
Messenger RNA from Bathycoccus prasinos, 654 nucleotides. RefSeq lists its product with no specific name. Lineage: Eukaryota; Viridiplantae; Chlorophyta; Mamiellophyceae; Mamiellales; Bathycoccaceae. The record is from RefSeq and is a predicted model, not a curated record. The transcript has a single exon. The coding region runs from base 1 to 654 and encodes 217 amino acids.